Molecule: messenger RNA, 1406 nt
Organism: Vicia villosa (hairy vetch)
Lineage: Eukaryota; Viridiplantae; Streptophyta; Magnoliopsida; Fabales; Fabaceae
Product: WAT1-related protein At5g07050-like
Exons: 6
Coding region: 25-1095 (356 amino acids)
Cellular component (GO): plasma membrane
Molecular function (GO): transmembrane transporter activity
Source: RefSeq, a predicted model, not a curated record
AUCUCAUCAAAUCAUAAACUCAUUAUGGAGCAAAAAAUAGUUUCUUCUCUUCAUCUUUUCACAGAGUUCAAACCACACAUGCUCAUGAUCUUAGCCCAAAUUUCUUAUACUUUCUUAUAUUUCAUCACUGAAGCUUCCUUCAAUCAUGGAAUGAGUCCUUAUGUUUAUGUUACUUAUCGCCAUGCUAUCGCCGGGGUUGUCAUGCUUCCUUUCGCGUAUUUUCUCGAAAGAAAAGUAAGACCAAAGUUGACAAUUGCUCUAUUUAUGGAGUUUUUUCUGCUUUCAGUGUUAGGGAUGAGUUUAUCUAUAAACUUGUACUUUGCAAGCUUGAAGUAUACUUCUCCAACCUUUCUUUCUUCCAUGUACAACACCAUAUCUUCUCUCACCUUCAUUAUUGCAGUAGUACUAAGGUUUGAGGUUGUUGAUAUUCAUAAUCCACGUGGCAUAGCGAAAGUACUUGGAACUAUAGUGUCCUUGGCUGGAGUUAUGACCAUGACACUAUACAAAGGACCUAUCAUCAGAAAUUUGUGGCAUCCUCUAAUUCAUAUUCCACCAAAAAGUGCUUCUAUUGAUGAGAGUAGCUUAAAGGGCUCACUUCUUACAGUUUCUUGUUGUGUUUUGUUUUCUAUGUCCUACAUCAUGCAGGCUUCCACUUUGAAAAGAUAUCCAGCACAACUAUCACUCACAACAUGGUUGUGUUUUAUUGGAGGAGCACAAUCAGCUGUUUUCACAAUGAUAGCAGAACGCAAUAACCCUUCAGCAUGGAUUAUAGGAUUCAAAUUUGACUUUUGGUCAACAAUAUAUGGGGGGAUUAUUGUUGGUGGUUUGUUCAUAUACGUUAACCUAUGGUGCACUGAGAUAAAAGGACCAGUUUUUGUGACAGUAUUUAACCCUCUAUGUACUAUAUUUGUGACAAUUCUAGCAUAUUUUGUCGUUGGUGAAAAACUUUAUUUGGGCAGUAUCAUAGGGGCAAUUAUUGUGAUCACGGGUUUGUACUUGUUGCUGUGGGGUAAAGAAGGUGACAAUGAGGUUGAUUUCAAGGCCAAAGAUAAAUUGCGGUACAAUAUUGAAGACAUUGAAGAAUGCAAAAUUUAGUUAAUAACUUUAGGUGGAAAGGUAGUUGAGAGAGGUUUACAUCUAAGUGAGAAUAGAAUAGAAUAAAAUGUGUACAUUAGAAUGAGGAUUUUUUAGGUUUAUUCUGGCUAUAUAUGUUUUGUGCAAAGUUCAUUUUCAGCUUCCUGUUUUAGAAGAAUUUUUUUUACUAUUAUCUAUAAUAAUCUAUACCGCCAAAAAAAAUUCAAGCAAUGGAAUGGUUGAGAAUCUCGCCCUAAACAAUGCUCAAGAGAUUCACUAGUAGCGAUUCUCAAGAUUAUGUUAAUGAAAGCGCCUCUUGUUUUAGGAUAAUU